AUGAGCUUUCCCCGCGGUGUAAUAGUGUUUUUGGGAGUUCUUCUGUUGUGUCACGCAAAAAGAGCCACAGCUUGUAAUGGUGGCUACGAGUUCGUCGUUCACAGCAUCGACAACUGUGCCGGGGAGGGACAGGUCGUAACGAUCGAUCCCAAGUCGACCGUCACACUUACGGAGGACUGCAAAGUGAAGUCGAAGGCCACGGCACGGACCACAGGAUUCAAGAAGGCAGAGAUGGAAGUAACUAUCACCAAGAACGGUCUACCGGUCAUGAAGGAGACGGUAGACCUUUGUGCGAAUCUGGAAGAUGCGGCCCACGAUAAGGAGGCAGCUGAGAUCCUCACCAUGUUUGGCGUUCCCGAUCAUUGUCCGGUGUCGGCGAGUGAAAUUCGCACGGAUGAAAGUCAGACGUACAGUUUGGAGAAGUACAAACACCAUCUGCUGGUUGCACAGGGACGAUCGAUCAUUGAUGUGCUCGUGAAGCAUGAUAAGGGUGAAAGUUGCUUCAAGAUUGACGUGGAGGUAACCGCACCAAAUCUCCUAGGUUAG
This is a messenger RNA of Anopheles marshallii, 546 nucleotides long. RefSeq lists its product as uncharacterized. The coding region runs from base 1 to 546 and encodes 181 amino acids. The transcript has 4 exons. The record is from RefSeq and is a predicted model, not a curated record. NCBI's taxonomy places the organism in Eukaryota, Metazoa, Arthropoda, Insecta, Diptera, Culicidae.